Arvicola amphibius (Eurasian water vole) is the source of this 665-nucleotide messenger RNA. RefSeq names its product PEST proteolytic signal-containing nuclear protein-like. NCBI's taxonomy places the organism in Eukaryota, Metazoa, Chordata, Mammalia, Rodentia, Cricetidae. The transcript has 2 exons. Gene Ontology annotation, cellular component: nucleus. The record is from RefSeq and is a predicted model, not a curated record. Gene Ontology annotation, biological process: protein ubiquitination; proteasome-mediated ubiquitin-dependent protein catabolic process. The coding region runs from base 1 to 651 and encodes 216 amino acids.
AUGUUUGUUUCUGACGAUGCCCUUACUGCCAACUCAACUGGUUUGGCUGUGCAGAUACGUACAUUCCCUGACACCAUUGCCAUACAUGUUGCUUGGGGGGAGGCCGCGGCGGCGAAGAUUGCGGACGGGAAUGCGGGAGAGGAGAAGCUAGAGAAGCCGCAGCGAGCCAGAGCCGCUGGAGGACCUGAAGAAGAAGCAGAAAAACCUGUGAAAACUAAGACUGUUUCUUCCAGUAAUGGAGGGGAAAGUUCCAGUCGCAGCGCUGAAAAGCGAUCGGCUGAAGAAGCUGCAGACCUCCCAACAAAGCCUACAAAGAUCUCCAAGUUUGGAUUUGCCAUAGGUAGUCAGACGACAAAGAAAGCAUCAGCCAUCUCCAUCAAACUUGGAUCAAGAAAGCCUAAGGAAACAGUUCCAACUCUUGCUCCAAAAACCCUUUCAGUAGCAGCAGCUUUCAAUGAAUAUGAAGAUAGUGAGCCUGAAGAAAUGCCUCCAGAAGCAAAGAUGAGGAUGAAGAAUAUUGGAAGGGACACACCAACAUCAGCUGGACCAAACUCCUUUAAUAAAGGAAAGCAUGGCUUUUCCGAUAAUCAGAAGCUAUGGGAGCGAAAUAUAAAAUCUCAUCUUGGAAAUGUACAUGACCAAGACAAUUAAAUGAAGUGUUUUGC